This is a messenger RNA of Nipponia nippon (crested ibis), 2010 nucleotides long. RefSeq lists its product as uncharacterized. Gene Ontology annotation, cellular component: nucleus. Gene Ontology annotation, biological process: regulation of DNA-templated transcription. The record is from RefSeq and is a predicted model, not a curated record. NCBI's taxonomy places the organism in Eukaryota, Metazoa, Chordata, Aves, Pelecaniformes, Threskiornithidae.
AUGGGCCGGGGGGCGGGGGUGGGGGGGCGGGCGAGGCCCGAGCAGCUGCAGGAGCUAUGGAGCCGGACGGAGAGGGCCGAGCAGAGGCUGCUGGCCUGCGAGAACCUGGUCGGGGAGCUGGGCAGCAACCUGGCCGCGCUGGGCAGCCUCCUGCAGGACUACGGGCACCUCCAGCAGCGGCUGGACAACGUGGAGAACCUGCUGAAGAACAGGAACUUCUGGAUCCUGCGGCUGCCCCCCGGCUCCCGGGGCGAGGUCCCCAAGGUACCGGUCACGUUCGAUGACAUUUCCGUGUACUUCAACGAGCAGGAGUGGGAGAGGCUGGACCGCUGGCAGAAGGAUCUGUACAGGGCUGUGAUGAGGGGGAACUACGAGAUGCUGAUCUCCCUGGACUAUGCCGUCUCCAAGCCUGACGUCCUCUCCUGGAUCGAGAGGGAUGAGGAGCUCUGCGCCAAAGACGGUCGGGAGCCCCCGCGGGCAGGAGCCGGAGCAGGUGAGGAGCCCCCGCCGCCAGCGGAGGAGCUGGACCAGAGGGAAGAGGCGCUGGGAGAAGACGAAGUCCCCAUGGAAGCUGACACAGACUAUGCUAUCUCCAAGCCUGACGUCCUGUCUCGGAUCGAGAAGGAUGAGGAGCUCUGUGCCAAAGACGGUCAGGAGCCCCCGCAGGCAGCUGCCAGAGCAGGUGAGGAGCCCCCACAAACAGGCGUCCGAGGCGGUCCGGAGUCCCCGCAGACACAGAGCGGAGACGGUCCCGAGUCCCUGCAGACAGGUGUCCCAGACAGUCCGGAGUCCCUGCAGAUACCAGAAGAGAUGGACCAGAAGGAAGAGGCUUUGGGAGAAGAUAAGGUCCCCGUGGAAGCUGACACAGAGCUCCCCAUCCUGGUGAUGAACGUCACGUCCCUGAGCGCGCGAAAAGAGGCGCUGCGCAGGAAGGAUCAGCCUGAGACAGAGAUGGGAGAGGAGCGGGCUGAGUCCAGCACUGAGGAAGGCGUCUUACUGGGAAAUGAAACGGCGUGUGAAGGGGCUCCUCCUCCUGACAAGGUCAAGGUGAAGGAAGAGGAACCCGAGGCACCGCAAGAGGUUUCUGCACCCUCCCCCGGCUCAGAGAUCCAGAAGUGCCCCAAAAGCGAGCAGGCCAAGGCCAAGAGCAAGAAGAAGCCGAGCAGGUGCACGAACAGCAGGCUGCUGAUGGGCAACUGCCGGCGCGGCUACGUGCGGGAGUGGUCGCACCCCUGCACCGAGUGCGGGAAGCGCUUCCGUCUGAAAAUCAACCUCAUCAUCCACCAGCGGAGCCACGCCAAAGAGGGGCCCUACGAAUGCACGAUGUGCGAGAUCAGCUUCACCGACAAAAGCCGCCUGGACCUUCACCAGAGCAUCCACAUCAAAGACAGGGCCUUUGGGGCCAAGGUCUGGGGGAACGUCCACCCGGAGCUGAGGAUCCGGCCGAGGAGGAAGUUCUGUGAGGUUUUCUGCGAAGGCGCCCACAGCCUGGGCAGCAGGACGUACGCUGGGGGGCCCUGGCUGGGCCAGGCCAAGGAGGAGGCGGAGAGGGCGAGACUGUCCAGCGCGUGUUUCUCCCGACAGCAGGAUCCCAAGGCUCGUAGGAAGCCUGUGCCGCAGUGCAAUCUGUGCAAAAAGAUUUUCUCUUGCUCCUCUUCCCUUCAGCGGCACCUGCGGACCCACUCGGGGGACAGGCCAUAUUGCUGCACCGCCUGCCAGAAAUGCUUCACCCGCAAAACUCACCUCUUGCGCCACGAGAAAAUACACGCCCGCCAGAAACGCCUGGCUGCGCUCCGCCAGCCCGCGGAGUUCCUCGCUCACCAGCCCAGGCAUGCGGGACAAACGUUAGCCACGCGGCCGCCGCAGCCAAAGCGGUUCCAGCGAACGAGUUCCCGGUCGCUCCUGCGGAACUCAGAUCGCCAGACGAGAACUGCCACGUCCACGGCUGGGGCGGCAGAGCCGUCCAGCCUGUGGUCAGGCUGGGAAACAGGGCAGUGGUUUCGGGGCUGA